Ictidomys tridecemlineatus (thirteen-lined ground squirrel) is the source of this 1661-nucleotide messenger RNA. NCBI's taxonomy places the organism in Eukaryota, Metazoa, Chordata, Mammalia, Rodentia, Sciuridae. The record is from RefSeq and is a predicted model, not a curated record.
GGCUAUGGGAACUUUCAACACCAGUUUUGGAGAGGGCUUCAUUUUGGUGGGCUUCUCAGAUUGGCCUCAACUGGAACUCAUUCUUUUUAUUUAUAUUUCACUUUUCUACUCCUUAACCCUUUUUGGCAACACCACCAUCAUCAUUCUCUCACGACUGGAUCCUCGACUGCACACGCCCAUGUACUUCUUCCUCUGCCACCUCUCCUUCCUGGACCUCUGCUAUACCACCAGCACUGUGCCCCAGCUGCUGAUCAAUCUUUCUGGACUGGACAGGACCAUCAGCUAUGGAGGGUGUGUGGCUCAGCUCUUCAUCUACCUCUCUCUGGGUGGAACUGAGUGUGUGCUCCUGGUGGUGAUGGCCUUUGACCGCUAUGCUGCUGUGUGUCGUCCACUCCACUACACAACCAUCAUGAACCCCCUUCUCUGCCGGUUCCUGGCUAUUGCUGCCUGGGUGGGAGGCCUCACGAACUCUCUGAUUCAGACAAGCCUCAUGAUGGCCAUGCCUCUCUGUGGCCUCCAUUAUCUGAACCAUUUCUUCUGUGAGAUGCUUGUUCUCCAGAAGUUGGCUUGUGAGGACACAGGAGGCACAGAGGCCAAGAUGUUUGUGGCCCGAGUCAUAAUCAUUGUUGUUCCUGCAGCACUGAUUCUAGGCUCCUAUGCACACAUUGCUCAGGCCGUGCUGAGGAUCAAGUCAAUGUCUGGACGCAGAAAGGCUUUUGGGACAUGUGGGUCCCAUCUCUUUGUGGUUUGUCUGUUUUAUGGCUCAGGCAUGUACACCUACCUUCAACCUCUGGGCAGUUACUCUGAGAGUAAGGGAAAGUUUGUUGCCCUUUUUUAUACUGUAAUCAUCCCCAUGCUCAAUCCUCUGAUCUAUACCCUAAGGAACAAGGAUGUGAAGGGAGCUCUGUGGAAGGUAUUGGGGAGAGGUAGAAGCUCAGGAUAAAAGAAAAAAAGGGAGUUAGUAGUAACAUUUCUUGUCACCAGCUCUCUGACUAUGGCCCAUCCUCUUCCUAUGGUGGUCAUUAAAAAACUUGGCAAUAUGGAGCAAGAUACCUAAUAGACCAAAGAAAAGAACAAAAAAGACCAACAGAGAAAAGCAAUGGUACAUUUUUGCAUGUUAGAUUUUUUUUGGGUAGUGUGAGGUACCAGGAAUUGAACUCAGGGGCUUUCGGCUACUGAGCCACACCCCGAGCCCUAUUUUGUAUUUUACUUAGAGACAGGGUCUCACUGCAUUGCUUAGUGUAUAGAAAACAGUUUUCAGUUGGCCCCAGGGUUUUACUGUUUUCCUUGUUUGGAAGUUUGAAGGGGAGAUCUCUUGAGAUGUUUACUUGCUAUGAUCACUGUGCAGUGGGGAGUAAGUGCUGAUUUGUAUCUCCACUUUCUAAGGGAAUGAGAUGGGAAUAGGGUGCAUUGUGACCACUUAUGCAGAAUGAGGUUGGGUUCUUGGCAUGUCUGAGAGUCAGGAAAGGAUCAGUUCAGAAUGACCACAUUGUUCCAGUGGAUACCAAUGUGGUGGUACAGAGAUCGAAAUAUGAUAAAGGAAGAGGACAUUAGUUGUUUUAGUUAGAAUUAUUGCUGCUGUGACUAAAAGGAUCUGACAAGAACAAGUUUAGGGGAGGAAAAGUUUAUUUAGGGGCUCACUGUUUUAGAGGUCUCAAUCC